AUGGCAGAUUGGAGAAAUCAAACUUGCACAAGUGAUUUUAUCCUUCUGGGCUUUUCCGAAGGACGGGUGAUGCUUUCUGUUCUUCUGGUUAUAAUGUACACGAUGAUUCUGAUGGGAAAUUUUGCCAUUUUUAGCAUUAUUCGAGUCGACUGCCAUCUCCAAACUCCUAUGUACUUUUUUCUCAGUUAUUUGUCCGUUUUAGACAUUUGUUACUCGACAGUUACUCUCCCUGCCAUGCUCUUCAACUGUAUUACUGAUAACAGGAGGAUUUCCUUCAGAAGGUGCUUUACCCAGCUGUAUUUCUUUGUGUCCCUUGGAGGCUCUGAGUGCCUCCUUCUAGCAGCCAUGGCCUAUGACCGAUAUGUGGCCAUCUGCAACCCCUUGCGAUAUCCUAUCAUCAUGAACAAGAAACUCUGUUCUCAACUUGUUGCUGGAUCCUGGUUCAGUGGGUUCUUGAACUCUGUCCUUCAUACUUCCAUGACAUCUAGACUGACCUUUUGUGAAGCCAGGAGUGUCAACCACUUCUUUUGUGAUGUCCCCCCGUUGUUAAAAGCCGCGUGCGCUGAUACCCACACCAGCCAGCUGUUAUUGUACAUUGUCAGUGUUUUCCUGGGGAUGACACCAUUUGUGUUUGUGGUUAUCUCUUACAUACGUAUCAUUUCCUCGAUCUUGAAAAUCCGAUCUACUGCCGGCAGACGGAAAGCCUUCUCCACAUGUUCCUCCCACCUAAUUGUUGUUACGGUAUUUUAUGUGACGGCUAAUUUUAAUUAUAUCGGUCCAGCUCCUGGAGAAAGCUUUGAUAUAGAGAGACUUUCCACCAUGCUCUAUAGUGUUCUAACGCCUUUGUUCAAUCCUGUUAUCUACUGCUUUAGAAACAAGGAAGUUAAGAAAGCUCUGAAAAGGAUCUUAUGUUGGAAUCCGGUCCCAAUUGAAGUAUAA
Molecule: messenger RNA, 939 nt
Organism: Spea bombifrons (plains spadefoot toad)
Lineage: Eukaryota; Metazoa; Chordata; Amphibia; Anura; Pelobatidae
Product: olfactory receptor 5V1-like
Exons: 1
Coding region: 1-939 (312 amino acids)
Biological process (GO): G protein-coupled receptor signaling pathway
Cellular component (GO): membrane
Molecular function (GO): olfactory receptor activity; G protein-coupled receptor activity
Source: RefSeq, a predicted model, not a curated record